AGUAGUGUCUGUUUCCUUUCCCAUGGCAGUUGGUAAGCAUUUACUGCGUGUCUUCCCUCUUCUCUCUCUCCUCUCUCUCUCUCUCCCCUCCAUUUUGAUUGAUUGAAGAAUUCCUCACUCCUCAGCAGCAGCAGCACCCACACGCUCUCUCUCAAAUUCCGUGCAUUCUCUUCACUCAAAAUCCUCAGAUCUGUUCAAACUCCGCUGCUCUGCCCCUCGCAUUCUGCCGGGCUCCAUUGAUUUUUGGCCUUCUGUUACUUGUUCGAGUUGUUCGAAUCAGGGAUUUCUCAUUUGGGUUUGUGGGAUUUUCAUCUCAAUUGCAUUCAAAUGUGCCAAAACUCUGCUCUUGCUUUGCACACCACCACGAAGAGAAGCUGCAUCAAUUUACUUUUUGACUAGAAAAAAGUAAAAGAUGAAGAGAAUGAACUCAAUUUGAUGGGUUCUGGGUUUCUCCCUACGACAAUAAACUGAAGGGCUCAUUAACAUUAUAGCUUUUGGGUGCUAAGUAGUAAAGGCUAAAUUCGCUAUGUUGCUUGUUCUUCUUGCGAAUUGGUUUGUUUAAUGCAGAGUCAUUAGAGGUUUUCGGCGCUGGAGUGGGAUAACUUGGCUGUUUUGUGCUUUUCUAGUUUUUUGGUUUGCUUUCCUUUUUGUUGAUUGAGAGUACAAGGGAAGAACUUUAGGGGGACCAACAUGCUGGAGCCUGAGUUCUGUUCUUCUCGGAUUCUAUCACCUUUUCGGGAGGAAAGCGGGGACGAAGAGCUUUCUGUGCUUCCUAGGCACACUAAAGUUAUUGUAACAGGAAACAACAGAACAAAGUCUGUGUUGGUUGGUUUACAAGGAGUCGUCAAGAAGGCUGUUGGUCUUGGUGGUUGGCAUUGGCUGGUUUUGAAGAAUGGGGUGGAAGUGAAGCUGCAAAGGAAUGCUCUUAGUGUUUUGGAACCUCCCACUGGGAAUGAAGAAGAAGAUGACGAUGAUUUUGAUAUAUCUAGCGGCAGCUCUGACAUUGGUGAAAAGUAUAACGAUUUCUCUACUGGGAUUGAGUUCAGCAAAGUAAGCAAGCCAAGAGUUAGGUAUACAAGGCCAUGGAUUUCAUCUAUAUCAUCUAAGUCAACUAAUCGUAGUACUUGCAAGGAAGUUCAGUCCCAUAUUCGGCCACCUCAAUUGAGAGCGAACUUGGCAAAAUUAGGAACCAGCUCCUUGUGGAGAUAUUGGCGAAGCUUCAAACUUGGAAGCCCUAACCCUAAUCUUACUAAAGCACAGUUGGUUGAUGCUGUUCAGCAGCAUUUUGCUUCACAGCAAAUUGACGAGUUCCAAGUGAUUUCAGACUUUAUUCAUGCAGCAAAGAGACUGAAAUCGGUUGAAACAUACAGAGAAUGACCGGGAAAUCGGAUGUUUAGUAUGUCGUAGAAGUAAUGUAAUAUAUGCAUGUUAACUCUAACCAUUGACUCCAAUUUAGUUAGGCUGCUGUGGAGUGCAUCCCUAACCCUUUAUUAGUAUUUAGGUUGUUGCGGCUUUUGCCCCAGAUUACAUUAUUACCGUAACUUCAUGUUAUGUAUAGCUCUUCAUUACCA
This is a messenger RNA of Rhododendron vialii, 1571 nucleotides long. RefSeq lists its product as uncharacterized. Gene Ontology annotation, molecular function: transcription coregulator activity; protein binding. The coding region runs from base 691 to 1377 and encodes 228 amino acids. The record is from RefSeq and is a predicted model, not a curated record. Lineage: Eukaryota; Viridiplantae; Streptophyta; Magnoliopsida; Ericales; Ericaceae. Gene Ontology annotation, cellular component: histone deacetylase complex. Gene Ontology annotation, biological process: regulation of DNA-templated transcription. The transcript has 7 exons.